AUGGCGCCGGGUACCAGGCAGUGUUGGGCGAGUCGCCUGACUGAUUUUUUUAUUUGCGUGAUUAUCAAGGCUUUGGUGGAAUUAUGGUGCAAUUGCGAAAUUCAAAUAUUUGGCGAUCCGGUGUUAGCUGGAGAAUCUUCAAUCCUCGUUAUGAAUCACCGCACCAGGACCGAUUGGAAUUUUCUCUGGCCAGCAUUUUACCAUUGUACCAAGGGAUCGACGAGGUAUAGGCACUCUCUAAAGUUCGUCCUCAAGGACAUGAUUCGCCACAUACCGGGACCAGGUUGGGUAAUGCAACUUUCCUGCUUCCUGUAUGUUAAACGGUCUUGGAUGUUUGACAAGAGCAAGUUGGAGAAAAUUUUAACCUACUUCUGUGAAAUGUCGUACAAAUUUAGCCUACUUGUUUUCCCGGAAGGGACGGAUUUGACUCCAGAAACAAUUGAAGCAAGCACUAAAUUUGCCGAAAAAAAUAAUUUACAGAAAUACAGUUACGUUUUACAUCCUAGGACAACCGGAUUUGCUUUCAUUGCCGAGGAAUUACUUUCCAGGAACAAUUUGGACGCUGUUUAUGACAUAACUUUAGUUUAUCCCGAUGCCAUACCUCAAACUGAAAAGGUUCUUCUAUGUGGAAAAAUUCCGAAACAAGUCAAAUUCCAUUUCACCAGAUAUCCUGUAUCGAUUCUUCCAAAAACCGAACCAGAACUUCGCAACUUUUUAGAAAAACGCUGGUCAGAGAAAGAAACGACGCUUCGUGAAUUUCACAAAACGGGACAUUUUUUGCGUGGCCAUCGGCUGAAAAAGUCCAACGUUUUCGAAAUGUAUAUAGCUUUAGUGUUCUGGACACUGUUGCCUUAUGUCACCCUAUAUUUAUUUUAUGUCAACUUUAUGUUUCGAACUUGCGUUCUCACACACACUUUUUUCCUUCUUUUCGUCAAUUACUUUUACGGCGGUUUUCAAGAAUUUGAAGUGAACGUUUACAAAUUCAAAAAGAAAAUAUUCGGAGUAGGUUUCUAAGGAAGUACUAUCGAUGUAUCUGCGUGAAAUAUAACACCAGCUAACCACCCUUUACCAGUCCUGAUACAGAAUAAUUUAGGGAAACUCGAAAAAAUAAUGAGUAAGCGUUAAAAUUACGAAAGAAUUUAUUGGCCGAAAGGAAAAAUUAAUUGCAAAUAAAUUGAGGAAAUAAAAACACCAUAAAAAUUUUCUGUAAAACUUCACAACUCAAAAAAUUGAAAUUAGUAAAAUACAAAAUUAGACAACGAACAACACUUACACAGACCAAACGUGUAAAUGCAUAAUAAUAAUAUUGAGAAGAAUGUAGUAAGUAAUUUUUAAAUAAUAUUGCUCAAAAAUUGACAGACAAAAAGGCAAUUGGAAAUUGCCAUAAGAAAUUGAUAUCGCUGGUAAAGGGUUCAGCAGCCUAUUAUACGAGCAGUCCAUUCCUGGUAAAAUUUUUUGUGUAUUCGGAAAAGCUACCUGUACCCUCUGCAUAUGUACCAAAAAAAAAACAGGUGCUACCAUUUUUGUGUGUGUGCUGUUUAAAAAUAAUGAUGGCCUACAGCAACAGCACCUUUUCGAAAAAAAUAAUGGAGACUCUAUAUCUCAAGCUCAAAAAUAAAUAAAUUGCCCAAACAAAAAAGCAAAAUUUUGUUUGAACAGUGAAACACCUUGUGAGGCGCAUAUCGGGAACAUUAAAAA
Messenger RNA from Agrilus planipennis (emerald ash borer), 1698 nucleotides. RefSeq names its product lysocardiolipin acyltransferase 1-like. The transcript has 5 exons. The record is from RefSeq and is a predicted model, not a curated record. Gene Ontology annotation, cellular component: endomembrane system. Gene Ontology annotation, molecular function: acyltransferase activity. Lineage: Eukaryota; Metazoa; Arthropoda; Insecta; Coleoptera; Buprestidae. The coding region runs from base 1 to 1014 and encodes 337 amino acids.